GAAAACGAAAAGAUUCUCUGCAUUUUCUUCCUCUUUCAAAGUCUACGAAACGAUAGAAAGAUAAGCACUUUGAUCGUCUUUUGUUCUCGGAAUUUUCUGGGUUUCCAAGAAGUAAAUCACUUCAAUUUUUCCAUGGAAGACGCUCAAUUCAACGCUACAGUUCCCAGCGACGCGAAAUUACAGUCACCUGGUUCAUUGGGGAUUAGGGUUUCACGACCUGAACUAGAUCGGGUGGAGAAAGACGAAACUAGAGAAGCUGUUAAGCAUGAUUGUGGAGAUUCUUUGUCGGAUUUGAUGCUCUGUGAUCCAAAUUCAAGACUGUUACCUGCCGGUUUUACAAGAUCCAAUUGCACAGAUGAGAUUUUGAUGUUCAUAAAUGCUGGAAGCGACGAUUCGAACGUUUUAGAUUCUUCCCUAAAGAUCCUCAGCGAUACCUAUUUCGAAGGAGGAGACGGGCUAAGAACAGAUGAGCCUAUAGUUGAGGCCGGAGAUUACCCAUUCAUAUAUCAAUCAGCACGUGUAGAAUACUUGUUGAACAAUCUUCCUCCUGGAGAAUAUUUUGUCGAUUUUCAUUUCGCUGAGAUUAUCAAUACCAAUGGGCCUAAGGGAAUAAGGGUGUUCAAUGUCUAUGUUCAAGAAGAGAAGGUCUUGUCUGAAUUUGAUAUUUUCUCAGUGGUUGGAGCCAACAGGCCACUCGUGUUGGUUGACUUAAGGGUCUUGGUGAUGGAGGAUGGAUUGAUUAGGAUACGGUUUCAAGGAGUGAAUGGAAGCCCGGUGGUUUGUGGGAUUAAUGUGAGGAAAGCACCACAGAUUUCAGUUCCACGGGCUUCACAAGAUUAUAUCAAAUGCGAGAAUUGCGCUGCUGAGAUAGAGAUUUCUCGGGCUCGGAAGAGGGUUAUGCGAGCAAAAGUUCAAGAUCAGUACGAGAAGAAGAUUCAAGAACUUAUGACGCAAUGCCAACUUAAGUCGAACGAGUGCCAUGAAGCAUGGAUGUCAUUGACUUCUGCAAAUGAGCAGCUAGAGAAGGUGAUGAUGGAGCUUGAUAUUAAAACAUUCGAGGCACGCUCUCUAGACCAAACUGUUGUACAACAAGCUGAUAGUUUAAGGACUAUAACAACAAAGUACGAGAGUGACAAGAGACAUUGGUCUUUGGAAAUUGGUAAUUUGCAAGAGAAAAUAAAGAUAAUGAAAAAGGAACAAUCUCAGCUAUCUCAGAAUGCGCAUGAGUGUGUGGAAUCAAUCCCCGAGUUGUACAAAAUGGUUAAUGGAGUUCAGGCACUUGUUUCUGAAUGUGAGGAACUCAAGCAGAAGUACAACAAAGAGCAAGCCAAACGGAAGGAGCUGUAUAACUAUAUUCAGGAAACUAAAGGCAAUAUUAGGGUCUUUUGUCGAUGCCGCCCUUUGAACAAGGACGAGACAUCAUCUGGGUUUACAAUGACUGUUGACUUUGCCGGAGCAGAAGAUGGAGAGCUUGGAAUUACUACAGGAGUUUCUAAGAAGAUUUUCAAGUUUGACAGGGUUUAUACUCCCAAAGAUGGUCAAGUUGAUGUCUUUGCGGAUGCAUCUCCAAUGGUUGUUUCUGUGCUGGACGGAUACAAUGUGUGCAUUUUUGCAUAUGGACAAACAGGAACAGGAAAGACUUUCACUAUGGAGGGUACUUCACAGAACAGGGGUGUCAACUAUAGGACACUUGAACAGUUAUUUGAGGUUGCUAGGGAAAGGAGGGAGACGUUUUCAUAUAAUAUAUCAGUUAGUGUUCUUGAGGUCUACAAUGAACAGAUAAGAGAUUUGUUGGCAACAUCACCAUCAUCAAAAAAGUUGGAGAUAAAACAAUCUCCCGAGGGACCCCAUCAUGUCCCUGGACUAGUAGAAGCUAAAGUUGAAAACAUCAAUGAAGUCUGGAAUGUGCUUCAGGCUGGAAGCAAUGCUAGAGCUGUCGGAUCCAAUAACGUAAACGAGCAUAGCAGUCGCUCCCACUGCAUGCUCUGUAUUAUGGUGAAAGCCAUGAACCUGAUGAAUGGUGAAUGCACAAAAAGCAAGCUUUGGCUUGUGGAUUUGGCUGGAAGCGAAAGGUUGGCCAAAACUGACGUGCAAGGCGAGCGUCUCAAGGAAGCUCAAAACAUCAAUAGGUCGCUCUCUGCUCUUGGGGAUGUGAUUUAUGCAUUGGCAACAAAAAGUGGUCACAUUCCAUACAGGAACUCAAAGUUAACACAUUUGCUUCAAGAUUCAUUGGGAGGAGACUCAAAGACUCUAAUGUUUGUGCAAAUCAGUCCUUCUGAACAGGACCUGAGUGAGACACUUAGUUCAUUAAAUUUUGCAACUCGGGUUAGAGGGGUUGAGCUCGGUCCUGCAAAAAAGCAAGUUGAUACCUAUGAGAUUCAGAAGAUCAAAGCAAUGCUGGAGAAAGCAAGGCAAGAAUGUCAAUCUAAAGACGAAUCAAUAAGAAAACUGGAAGAAAACUUGCAAAACUUGGAGAAUAAGACCAAAGGGAGAGACCAAACAUGCCGAAGCCUCCAGGAAAAGAAUAAAGAACUCGAGAGUCAACUCGAGUCAAGAAUUUCUAUGCACAGCCAGUCGGAGAAGCAAUACACACAGCUUCUGGAAAGACUGGAGGGAAGAGAUGAGAUGUGUAGCAACCUCCACCAGAAGAUCAAGGAGCUAGAGUGUAGGCUUCGAGAAGGACAACAAUCAGAAUCUACAGCUUCUUACCAGCAGAAGGUCAAGGAUCUCGAGAAUAAGCUGAGAGAGUCUGAAAACAGUUCCCUGACAUUGCAGCAGAAGAUUAAGGAGCUGGAGAUGAAACAGAAAGAAGACCAGAACCAAGAACUAGUUUUGCUUCAUCUCAAGAUUAAAGAACUCGAAGACAGGAUUAAGGAGCAAAAGCAGCAUAUACAAAUGCUGGAAACUCGUGAGUUCCCCGACACCAUCAAUGCUACAUCUCCUAGCGAAGCGAAAACUUGCUUCAAAGACGAUAACUUCACCAAUGAAAACAUCGAGUCUAACAUCCUAAGGACUUUUAACUCCGUUAACCGUCCAAGGAGCCAUUAUCAAAGGUCAUCCCUUCCCAGAAACAAUGAUUCUUUUCUCCACGAGCCGACAAGGAAGAAGAGGGACUCAAGAACUGGUGACUCGGAGAAAAACAACGACGUAUCGGUGCAUAUGAACGAGAAACGGAUCAGGAAAUCUGAUCCACCAAAAGUGGCAGCUAGGUUUACCAGACCCACAAACCAUGGAGGGCCUGUUCUUGCUCAGAAGAGGUCUGUGAACAGGGAACAGCAAGGCCAAGGAGCCAAGGAGAGGGACACCAAGAAAAAGAUUUGGUCAAGAUAAUGAAGUCAUCAUAUAUACAUAAUACAUUGAUUAUGGUACUUGGUCUCUACCCUGAUUAUGUACACAUGCAUGUGUGCAUGUAUGUAUGAUGGAAGUGAUAUACAUAUUGAAUAUUAGAGAUUUAUAGUCAAAUAAAUUAUUACUAUUUUGCUUA
Messenger RNA from Tarenaya hassleriana, 3484 nucleotides. RefSeq names its product osmotic avoidance abnormal protein 3-like. The record is from RefSeq and is a predicted model, not a curated record. Gene Ontology annotation, biological process: microtubule-based movement. NCBI's taxonomy places the organism in Eukaryota, Viridiplantae, Streptophyta, Magnoliopsida, Brassicales, Cleomaceae. Gene Ontology annotation, molecular function: microtubule motor activity; microtubule binding; ATP binding.